Frankliniella occidentalis (western flower thrips) is the source of this 1745-nucleotide messenger RNA. RefSeq names its product putative mediator of RNA polymerase II transcription subunit 12. The record is from RefSeq and is a predicted model, not a curated record. NCBI's taxonomy places the organism in Eukaryota, Metazoa, Arthropoda, Insecta, Thysanoptera, Thripidae. Gene Ontology annotation, molecular function: zinc ion binding; nucleic acid binding. Bases 40 to 1188 code for a protein of 382 amino acids. The transcript is spliced from 3 exons.
CGCGUUGAGACCCGCAUCACGUCGCAGUGCAGUGACGACAUGGUCGUGCCUUACCUCGGAGCUGCAGCGAUGCGCCACCAACAGAUGCAGCAGCCCCCGGAGACAGCUGUCGCAGCUGCCCAGACAGCCCCUCCGAGUCCCAGCAGUCAGCAGGUGCAGUUCAUCAGGUUGCUGCAGCAGGCAGAGCGGCGCCACCGGGAAACUCUGCAGCGCGCCGUGAACGCCGAGAACCAGGUCCAUCAACUGCGCCAAGUGUUCCAGCAGUGGCAGCUCCAGCUGCACGACCAGCUCCUGCAGAGGCACAAUCAGGUUCAGAGCCAGCUGCACAGUGUCAAAGCCGAUGCGCAACAGCAGUCCCACCAGGUGCAGAACCAGCUGCAACUCAUACAACAGCAGCAUGUGCACCAGCAAGUGCAGCUGCAGCGCCAGGUGCAGAAGCAGAUGCAGGCCUUGCACGAGGCCAUGGGUCGUCAGCAGAGGGCGCAGGAGCAAGAGAACCAGCGCGUCCGCGAGCAGCUGAAGGACAUGUAUACCUUCCAGCAGCUGCAGUCGUUCUCCCACGAGCAGCACCUGGGCCAGCUGCAGGGCCAGAUGUUCAACCUGGAGCGCGGCCACCGCGCCGAGCGGCGCAACAGGCAGAUCUUGCAGCGGCAGAUGCAACAGACGCGCAGGUGGCAGGAGCAGGCGCCACCGCCCGCCUCGCAGCCAGCUGCACCCGCCCACCCCUGCCCCGAUGACGACUGCUGCCCCUGCGAGUUCCCAGAGCACUGCCCUUUUAAUCCUUGUUUCCCUGAGGACUGCAACGGGGAAGUGCCUGAAGGACCAGAUGUAGGAGAAUGUCUUCUCAGAAAUAUACGGUUGGGCCUUGUUGAUUCCACGUGCUCUCAGUGCAACUCGGGGUGUUUGGGUUCGUCACCUAAGGAGCAGAGGAGACAGAAGCGACCUGAAGAGAGUGAGGAUGGUUACUUGGCUGAUGAUGAAGCAAGCUUCUACUCUGUUGUUUCUUCAGGACAAAGCAGCUCUUUUAAGGAAGAGCGAAGACAAAUUCUGCAGGAAGUCAGAAAUCUAGAGAACACUCGCAUGGCUCCCCGAUACAAGCAAGUUUGGAAGCCUCUACGUUGUUUCCGGUGUGGAGAGUUAGGCCAUCUUGCAACAUUUUGUGAAAACAUGCCUACCACUGUCCUAUAAUAAUUUUUAUUGUAAAAUACUAAUUUUAAUUGUUAGACUUUUGUUAGAUAUUUGAUAAUUUACGCUUCAACAUCAUUCCUUUGCAAAGGCCCUGAAUCUUGUUUGAAAUUGUUUGAUCUUGUUAUAUUUCUCUGACAUGUAAUUUUUUAAGUACGGUGAAUUAUUUUUAAUUUGGUCUUUACCCACUAUAAGUUUGGGUAGUUUGAAUGUUGAAUAAAAAGCCAUCAUUGGUUUCAAUUGUUUGAGUAAAAAUUUUGUUUUUUAAAUAAAAUCUUGACGCGAAAUGUUGGUCUUAAUCAAUGCCCUACAUCACAAAUAAGAAAUUGACACCAAACUAGAUUUAGCCAAAAGUAGGAGUCUUGUAUGAUUGGCUGAGAUCGAACAGUACUAAAAAGUACUGUACUAUAUACAUAUUAUUGGAAAAUAAUUUCAGCUUGGAUUUCUUAAAAAUGUAAAACUUAGAAAGAGCUGUUUAGUGGUGGUAGUUCCUCUUCUAUUAUUUAAGUUAAAGACUAUCAAUUCCUUGCCAAAUUUAAAACUUUUCCUAUUGUUCAACA